Messenger RNA from Musa acuminata AAA Group (dessert banana), 4243 nucleotides. RefSeq names its product inorganic pyrophosphatase TTM2. The coding region runs from base 1854 to 3890 and encodes 678 amino acids. The transcript has 12 exons. The record is from RefSeq and is a predicted model, not a curated record. NCBI's taxonomy places the organism in Eukaryota, Viridiplantae, Streptophyta, Magnoliopsida, Zingiberales, Musaceae. Gene Ontology annotation, cellular component: cytoplasm. Gene Ontology annotation, molecular function: ATP binding; kinase activity.
AUGAGCUUUACAAAUGGAUGACUUUACAACUGCAAUGGUGAGACUACUUAUUCCAAGCUACAAUCUGUUGUUGUUGGUGAAAUGUGCUUGUUUGGAAGAAACCAACAGUGUGUUCUGAAAUACUUCCAAACCUUGAAUUAUUUGCUUUGCAGUACAUGGUAAGUUGAAAUGGCACCAUAGUUAUCAUCAUUUAAUUUUAUAAGUACUGACCUCCUGCUGUCUUGUUUGUUGAUUUUAGAUUUUCUUUAAUAAAUAGAUUGAUGGCAUGCAUAGAUAUCGACGCCAAGUUUUAUUUAUUUAUUUAUUUUCUUUGUAGAAUGUUAUAUCUUCACCCCUUAUUUAAUUUUGUUUUCUGAGUGAAGAUAUUUUGAUGCUGGCAGUAAAAAGUCCAAUCAAAUUUCCCCUUGUAAUUAAACCAUUUUUACUGCAUUUAUACUAACCCUCUACAUGUAUGGAGAGAUUCUCUACAGAGUAUUCUGCCAAAAUUUAUGAGUCCCAUAAUUUACUUAAAACUCGCACUGUCAAACUCUAUUAAUAUUCAGUGAAUUUAAGUAAUUGCAUGAAAAAAUUGUUGACAGUGUAUUGUAGUUCUACUCCAUUGGACAAAACCAAUCUGCUAAAAUAAUAGUAUCAUUAUACAUAACGACAAGAGCAUAAAAAAUGCAUUUCUUUUGUCUUUGAGGUAAAUAAAUCCUUUCAUAUCUAUUCAAACAGAGUCAUUGUAGAAUGCAGUGUCCGAUUUGUGAUACUUAAGAUCAUGUGGAGAUUGAUAUAGCAAAGUUAAUUUUAUUGGUCUUGCAUGCUAGAUAUAACCAACCACAAGUCAGGGAUCAAAGUUUCAUACCUUCUUCGUGUUAAGCAAGUAAUCAUGCAGAGUUGACUCCUCCCAUACCACAGCUUUGAACUUGUUUGCAGCAGAGUAGGAAUAACCAGGCGAUGUACUAGAUUGAUUGUAUCCCAUAAAAGGACAUUCAGAUUCGGUCCCAAGAACAGAUAGCAUAUCAUUGAUUCAGCAUUAGUAGGAAUGGUUAAGCACUUAUUGCACGUCAAUUUAGCACAUUUUAUGUAUCAGGUGGUCACGCUAGAGAGUAGAGAUCAAGAAAUCUCUACUUUUGGUCACGAUCUGAUCACAAUUGCUUCAUCCUUCUUUUGGUUUUCUGGUUCUUUGGUAGUCAAAAUUUGAAGAUCGUUUUCAUUGGAUCGCAAUAACAUCCUCGCUUUUAUAUUUUUGGCUUUUGGUUAUUCGAUGAUCAAAUCUUGGAGAUGAACUGGCUAGAAUUGCAUUUUUUUUUCCUUUUUCGUUGUCUUGAUUCCGGUCAUUUGGCUGCCAAAUCUUUGACGUCGUUUCAAUUGGAUCACACUUGCUUUCUCGCUUUUGGUGGAUAAAAUGUUGGAGAUGGCAUGAAUUGUAUCGCACUUGCUUCUUUGAUUUCUUCGAAUAAUUUGGUAGUCAGUCAAAUCUUGGAGCUAGUUUGGAUUAGAUCACAUUUACAUCUUAAUUUACUUUCUUGUGAUCGUUUGUAAGCGAAGUCUUGGGGAUGGUACAAAGCUAUAACGUAUCCCCAAGACUUCACCGACAAACAACCACAGGAAAGUAAAUUAAGAAUCAUGUACCAUCUAAUCCAAACCAAAAUGAUUAUAGGUAAGAAAUCGAAAAUGUCAGUAUUUGUCCGUCAAAUUACCAAUAGAAAAACGAUGAAGCAAUUGUCGCUCAAUGAAAAUGAUCUUCAAGACUUGACCGCCAAAUAAAUAUGAAACAAUUGCAAUCAGAUUUUUAGGAUCGAAUGAUAAGAAAUGGUUUAUGUCAGUUUGCAUAUGCUUACUUUCAUUAAUAUCUUUUCUCAUUUUGCAGAAUGAAUAGUACAAAUGUUUGGAUGUUGAAGCUGCCUGAGGUUAUAAGAGUUCCAUAUUUUGUUUCAUCAAUGCCUGAAGAUAACACUAUAAUUGAAUCACCCCGACGAAGGCAUGGCCUCUUAAGAGACCAAGUUCAACUGGUGAAGAGAAAGGACUCUGAUCGUUAUGAAAUUGUUCCAAUUCAAGAUCCAUUAUCUUUUGAAAAAGGUUUCUUUAUAGUAAUACGUGCAUGCCAGUUGUUGGCCCAAAAAAAUGAUGGAAUUAUUUUGGUUGGGGUAGCUGGUCCUUCUGGUGCUGGGAAGACUGUAUUUACAGAGAAGGUCCUCAAUUUCAUGCCAAGCAUUGCUGUCAUAUCGAUGGACAACUACAAUGAUUCAAGUCGUAUCGUUGAUGGAAAUUUUGAUGAUCCACGGCUAACAGAUUAUGACACUUUGCUGGAAAACAUCCGUGGACUAAGAGAGGGGAAAUCUAUUCAGGUACCAAUAUAUGAUUUCAAGUCAAGCAGUCGCAUAGGAUACAGGAUUGUUGAUGUUCCUAGCUCUCGAAUUGUUAUUCUUGAAGGUAUUUAUGCUUUGAGUGAGAAGUUGCGCCCUCUACUUGACCUCCGUGUUUCUGUGACUGGUGGGGUACAUUUUGAUCUGGUAAAAAGGGUUUUGAGGGACAUACAGCGUGCUGGACAAGAACCGGAAGAAAUAAUUCAUCAAAUUUCAGAAACGGUCUAUCCAAUGUACAAGGCCUUCAUUGAACCAGAUUUGCAAACAGCACAUAUAAAAAUCUCCAACAAGUUCAACCCGUUCACAGGCUUCCAGAAUCCGACUUAUGUUCUAAAGUCACCAAGAUCUGUAUCGGUGGACAAAAUCAAGGCUGUUCUUUCGAAGGAACACAAAGAAUAUAGCGAACAAACUUAUGACAUAUAUCUAUUGCCGCCAGGGGAAGAUCCAGAAGCAUGCCAAUCUUAUUUAAGAAUGAGAAACAGGGAUGGAAAGUACAAUCUUAUGUUUGAGGAAUGGGUAACCGACAGUCCAUUCAUCAUAUCACCAAGAAUUACUUUUGAAGUUAGUGUGCGCCUUCUUGGUGGGUUAAUGGCACUGGGCUAUACCAUUGCAGCAAUUUUGAAAAGAAGCAGCCAUGUGUUCUCUGACGACAGGGUGGUUGUGAAAAUUGAUUGGUUGGAACAACUUAAACGUACCUAUGUACAGGUGCAAGGAAAAGAGCGGCCAUUUGUUAGGUAUAUAGCAGAGCAAUUGGGCUUGGAAGGUUCUUUCAUUCCUCGUACCUACAUCGAACAGAUUCAACUAGAAAAGCUUGUGAAUGAAGUCAUGGCAUUGCCUGAUGAUUUGAGGACAAAGCUCAGUAUAGAUGAUGAUCUGGUUUCGAGCCCUAGAGAAGCGCUUUCACGAGCAUCUGCCGAUAGGGUCGCUAUGCGAAAUAAACAUCUUAAAAGUGGAAUGUCCCACUCUUAUUCAACACAAAGGGACAAAAAUAUUGCUAAGCUCACCAGACUUGAAGUCAACAGCAGCAGGUUUGAUGGACGAACACCUGAAUCACCUGCAGUUAAUCGGGAGGUGGUUAACCAACUAUCAGAACAGAUAUCAACUCUGAAUGAAAGGAUUGAUGAGUUUAGUUCGCGAAUCAAAGAACUUAGUUCAAAGUUUAGUUCACAGAAAACUUCCGUGAGCCAACAAAACUUGGCCCUCCAAAAUGAAGCUUGUAAUGGCUCUGUCCCAACUUCGGUUUUUGUUUCUAACUUGGGCAACGGUACCAUUUUGCCCAGUUCAUCUUCUUCCACCCAACUGAAUAAGGAUUCUCCCCUGAUGGAAGAGCUCAUGCUCAUCACUCGAGGACAGCGUCAAGUGAUGCAUCAGUUAGAUAACCUCUCUAAUUUAGUUCAUGAGCAAUUGGCUGUAUUGACUCAGCAAGACAGAAGGGAUAACAGAAGCAGAUUUCUUGACUUGGAUCUUAUUGGGAAUCCAGUUCUCAUACUCCUGGUGGGUGGCAUCAGCUUUUUCCUAUUAAAAAAUCUUAGUAGGAACUGAAUUGAAGGCUCGACUCCAUUUUGGAUCGCACCAGAAUUCUUUUACAUGAGCCUUGGGGAUUGCCACAUCGGUCUUAAUUCAUGACCUUUAAUAUUGCAAUACUAUCGACUCAGCUUGAAGGUCACACAUGAUGGGGAUUUUGUAGGAGGCACGGUGUUAUUUUGCUGCCUUUUGUUUUUUUUUUUCCAUUUCUUCUGCAUGAGCCAUAAAUUUGUAUAUUUAAGAUGUGGAAGUUCCAGAUUCAAAACUAAUGCUGUGGCAAUCUCUCGAGUAUAUAGUUGUAAUAAAUAGUUCUAGCCUCUAAUUACCAAGCGCUGGUGUUUAAUUUACCAAAGAAGGAAAAUGUUCAUGUC